Messenger RNA from Caenorhabditis briggsae, 576 nucleotides. NCBI's taxonomy places the organism in Eukaryota, Metazoa, Nematoda, Chromadorea, Rhabditida, Rhabditidae. The coding region runs from base 1 to 576 and encodes 191 amino acids. The record is from RefSeq and is a predicted model, not a curated record. The transcript has 7 exons.
AUGUCCCAAAAAUACUCGUUUACCCUGGCUAUGUAUUCACUCAGAACGACGACUCCCGGAAGCACGGAGGACCUCAUCCGAAUGCGCAAGAGCAUUCAAUCGAAAGAUGAGAAAAUUCAGCAGUUGGAGAGGAUGGUCAACGACUUGAGAAAAACGCUCGGUGACGAAACGGAGCGGCGUAAAUCAACAUUGGCUACGAUAACAGACACAUUUGAGGCUCAAAUUGAUAGAUUACGAGACGAGAACUAUGAAAAAGAACUGCUCAUCAAUGAGCUCAGAACCGAAAGGGACAAGUAUGCAGCGAUGGUGGAUAAAAAUAGCGGAGACGAAGCUCUCAGUCGAAUGGAGGAAAUAAGGCAAAAAAUACAGGAAAGAAAGAAGAAAGGACGUUUGGGAGUGACAGCAGGAGGAUUAUCCGAACAUGCUAGAACAUCAUCUGGAUCCAUGAUGCAACAAUCUUUGCAUAGAAGAUCAUCGAGCGGAUCAUCGUUCGACCCUGUGCCAACAGCACCAAUGCCAUAUAAUAUGUUCAAAAACGCAACAAACAACAAACAAAACGGUGGUUCAUACGGAUAA